AUGAAGAGGACUGAUAUCUCCUCUAAAGACUUUAAUAUCAAUAAAAAACCUCAUACCAUGUCCAACGAGGAACAAAAUUUAUUCAAACCGGUCGGAGAGUCUGUUCAAGAGAUUGAGCAAGAACAAUCAAAUGAUGGAGUUACACUCACAGGUGCUACUGACGCACAAGGACAUCCAGUCCAAGAAAUUGAAUCUCUGUGCAUGAACUGCCAUAAAAAUGGUGUCACAAGACUGCUGUUGACGUCCAUUCCAUACUUCAGGGAAGUAGUUUUGAUGUCAUUUGAAUGCCCUCACUGUGGGUUUAAGAAUUCUGAAAUUCAACCUGCCUCUCAAAUCCAGGAAAAGGGUUCCAAAUACAUGUUGAAGAUCGAGAACAAGGAGGAUUUUAACAGGCAGGUGGUCAAAUCAGAAACUGCUACCUGUCAGUUUAUUGAGCUAGACAUCGAGAUCCCAGCCAAGAGAGGGCAGCUCACCAACGUCGAAGGGCUACUGAGCGAGAUGAUUGAUGAUUUGAGCGCUGAUCAGGAGGCCAGAAAAGCGGUUGACGAAAACAUUUAUAACAAGAUCGAAGAAUUCCUAGCAAAAGUAAGGUCUUACAUUAACUGCGAACCAGGAACACUUCCGUUAACUUUCACACUUGAUGAUCCCGCUGGUAACUCGUGGAUCGAAUAUAAACCUGGAGAACCAGCGCACAAGUGGUCGCACACUGAAUAUAUCAGAUCAGAUGAACAAAAUGUCAUUGUUGGCCUGCUCACGAAAGACCAACUUGAGGACCGCCGGGAAGAACAGCGCCAAAAGCUUGCCGAAAAGGAAAGAAACCCCUCAGAAGCUCAAAAAAAAUCAUUUCUAUCUGAUGCCACUGACAUUGAAAAUUUCAAUAACGAAGUUCAAACAUUCCGCGCUACCUGUCCAUCCUGUUUAAAUGAAUGUGAGACACACAUGAAACCUGUUAACAUUCCGCAUUUCAAGGAAGUUAUCAUCAUGUCUACUGUGUGUGAUCAUUGUGGUUACAAAUCUAAUGAAGUUAAAACCGGAGGUGCUAUACCAGAAAAGGGUAGGAAAAUCACCCUUUACUGUGACGAUCCAGAAGAUUUGUCUCGUGAUAUUUUGAAGAGUGAAUCUUGCUCGAUGACAAUUCCUGAACUCCACUUGGAUAUCCAGCAAGGUACUUUAGGCGGCAGAUUUACCACAUUAGAAGGUUUAUUGCGCCAAGUUUAUGAAGAGUUAGAGAACAGAGUUUUCACACAAACAUCAGACUCCAUGGAUGAAGAGACUAAGAAGCGCUGGGAGGGGUUUUUCGGCAAAUUAAAGGAAGCUUUAGCAGGUAAAGUGAAGUUUACAGUUAUCAUGGAGGAUCCUUUGGCUGGCUCUUAUAUUCAAAACGUCUACGCUCCAGAUCCAGACCCUAACAUGAAGAUUGAGGAUUAUGAAAGAACUGAACAGCAAAAUGAGGACCUCGGUUUGAACGAUGUGAAAGUCAAUUGA
Molecule: messenger RNA, 1485 nt
Organism: Lachancea fermentati
Lineage: Eukaryota; Fungi; Ascomycota; Saccharomycetes; Saccharomycetales; Saccharomycetaceae
Source: the annotation of a GenBank genome assembly